Molecule: messenger RNA, 1064 nt
Organism: Saccoglossus kowalevskii
Lineage: Eukaryota; Metazoa; Hemichordata; Enteropneusta; Harrimaniidae
Product: transmembrane protein 196-like
Cellular component (GO): membrane
Source: RefSeq, a predicted model, not a curated record
AAUAGAAGUCAUCUGCAAAGAUCAGGAGAAGAUGUAAAGAAGCAACUGCUUGAAACGCUGUAAAGAGGAAUUUAUCUAUGCUAAACCAUCAGAAUGUGUUCCGUAAUUACUACGCUGGCCGUGUUGGCAGUGACUCACAUUAUGUUAGGGCUGAUCUCAUUCGGCGUUGGAGCUAUAUCCUCAUCUAGGGCCGUAAUGUGGUUAGCCCAUACCGUGUCGCCAGUCUGGAGCGGAGCAUGUUUCAUAAUUUGCGGAGUGCUCGGUUUGGCAUGUGCGAAGAGGAAAACAGCAUAUAUGAUUAUGUGUUUCACUGCAUUUUCAUUCGUGAGUCUCAUCACAGCAAUUGUUAGUAUUCAGCUUCUUCGGAUAGGACUAGUGAAUCACACAUCGGAUGGUCAAACUUAUGCAAAGGAGAAACAAGAUAUACUCAUUAUACUGGCAUUGACAACGGCAGGUUUGGAGUGCGUGAACAGCAUCGUCUCGUCAUUUAUGAGUUGCCUGGUAGCCAGGAUGCUAAAGAAGAAAACACUGAAAGGAAGGAGAGAGCGUUACGUCACGCGAGAGCAGUUGCUUCAGCAGAGACAGGCUCAGAUAAGAGAGCAACAAGCUGAUGAAGAAAGGAAACGAGAAGAGGAAAGGCGGAGAAUGGGAAUAAAACUGUGAAAAAUGUCACGAUUGAAGUUAAUUUUAAGAACUGUGUGACACUGUUCGCCAUAAAUCGAGACGAAUUUAUGAGCGAUGGAAAACGUGAAGCAAUAUAAGCACAUGCAAACGUCCGUUCUGUUGACAUAGCAGUCGUCGAAUUGAAACAUCUUACAUAAAUCCUUUGGAGAACGUAAUUAUGCAGAAGGGAGCGUAUGUCCUGCUUCUGAUCUAAUUGCCGUGUUUCUGUUUAAAAUGACGCCCGUGCAGACGACAUUGGAUUCCCGCCAGUAUUGAACGGAAGUGACGAAAAUUUCAUAGAACAAAAAACACUGAGCUGACAAUGGCCAUAGGUGCUAAACUAUUUUGUCAAUAGAUAUUAUAAGAGAAAAACUCUUUAGACAAUACCAUUGUUUAUUUAU